GGUUCAGUUUUCUCUCGGAUACGGAUGGUGCAGCAUCGCGCGUACGGUCGUACACCGCUCUGUUCGCGGCCGUUCGUUGUUUUCGGUCGGGCCCGUUGUUUCUUUACGGGUGACAAGUGGAACGCGCUCGGCAGUGUGCAAUCGCCGAUGGGGCAGAACGAACCAGCAAAAGAGCACGCUAGAAGUUUGUAACGUUCGUAGUGAGUGUUCGUUUCCUGCUGUUUAGCACUGCCUCGCCAUUGUGCCCGUUAUUAUUGAACGGUGUGUGAAAAUGUGAUUAGUGUCAUCCUGCGGUGGCACGGUGAAGAAAACACGGCGGCGCGUCCUCGUUAUGGUUCGAAAUUGUUAAUUAUGUCGCUUUGUCGUCGGACACCCGCCGCCGCACCAGUCGAUGGCAAUACACGGAAGACGGCGGAAGACCGCAUCGUACUGCAUUCGGGUGAAAUGCUGUCGCCCUAUCGGUGGGCCGUGGACAUUGGUGCAUCCGCAGGCGCAUUGCCACCGGCGGCUGAGCAGAACGAAGCAAGUGUGACAAACGGCUUAAGCGCAAAUCUCGACCGAUCGACGAGAUCACCGGGAAUGCUAAUCACCGUAGCCCUGUGACCAGCGGCCGUGAAGCAAUUUACGGCGCGGGCUAGAAGAGGGGACCUGAGAAGCUCGGGUGGCGUUCCUCACCCCCCCCCCUUUCCUAAUUCAUCCUCUUCUAUGUGUGACUGUCUUCGUGUGUGUGAGUGGCUAUGAAAUUAUGACGACGCCAUGCUAUGAUAGUUAAGCGCGAGAGCGAAAGUGUGGAAGAAAAGUGGUUGAUACAUGUGUACGCUUAAGCUUGGAGCCUGGCUUCCCUCCAUUGAUCCCCACAAACACAAAAGCAAAUAAUAAAAAAAACAUCGGCUGCGAAAGCAAAGCGAUCGGUGGAGUCAAUAAACGAAAAACAAUCACCACGACCCGUGCCGGUUGGUAAAGCCGCCCUCCCGUUUUGACGCAAACAAUUAAACACAAUAAAGGUGAAUGAAGUGCCGGGGAACGUUAAACAGUCAAAAACUAAGAGGGAAAACCCCUUGCUCCUCUAUAUUUAUUCCGCAAACAAAUGGAGUGUCAACAAACUGUCGCAUACGUAAUGCAAUAACCCACUAACCGGAACCGGUGUGGGGCGGACGUGUAAAACGUGUACUAAGAGAAGCCAAAAAAAAAACAACAAACAACGACACACCAAACACAAACGAAAACAGAAACGAUUAGCGCGGAAGCGAACACAGCCAGGUUUUGUAAAUCUUUCAUGUGCCAAUGUUAGUAAAAGUUUUAACAAAUUUUAACAACCACGCGGCGCACAUUGCCAAGCGUUGCGUUUGAAAAGCAUUCGCUGAGGGGAGUGUUUAGUAAGUAAGUAAGUAAGUAAGUAAGUAAGAGGCCAAGUGGCGGCAAACGCACAGUUUCACACUGACAUAAAAAAGGCGUACUUAACGCGACCGUCCAUUCAACAUGAGGAAAAUGGAUGUCAACAAUGCUAAAUAUUUGCUCGAUUACCUCUACUACACGAGAGAUGAUGAACAGUUUCGUUUCUACAAGAAGUCAAGAUCAUCAAUAUUUCGCGGUGUGAUACUAUGUCUCUGCUUGAACCUUACCUUCGCCAACGUGGUCCGGUUCCCGCGGGAACUGCAGCUGCAUGGAUCCGCCUUCCUAGUACCUUACGUUAUACUGCUCCUUCUAGUCGGCCUCCCGGUGGUACUGCUCGAAAUAUCGCUCGGCCAGUUUCUUGGCCAAGGUUCGGCGCACAUGUGGCGCGCAGCUCCCUUCCUGAAGGGUGCCAGUCUGGUGGGACGUAUUGCUUCGUGGCUGGCGGCGAUAUGGACAUCGAUGCAAUCCGUGAUUGCACUGCUCUACAUCGGAAUGCUAGCAUUCAAAUCUGUGCCAUUGCGGGAGUGUUCCAAAUCGGUUACGAUCAACCCGCAAGCCAUUUAUAAUGGUUACGACGUACAGCAAAGCAGUGGACAGGAAUGUUUGAAAUUAACAUUUCUCCGUCCAGUGUGGAGAAGCUCGCUGUACUUUGGCUUGCUGGCGUUGAGUCUCAUACUGCUGUGGGUCAUUUCGAUGGUUUGCACACACAGUGGGAAAAUUAAUCGCCGAUCGAUUUACCUGUUCGGCUUUGUGGCGCUGGUACUGCUGAUCUUCGAAACCGGGUGGGAAGUUACGAAAUCAAUCAACGAGCAGUACUUCCCCGAUCUGUGGCCCUUCCAUCCGGAGUCGUUCGCGGACAGUACGGUCUGGUUCAACGCGCUCGUGCAGGUGAUCUACUCGCUGAACAUUGGUUUUGGCGCAGUGCCAGUACUGACGGGCAAGUUCCUCUACAAGGGUGAUGCGAUCAAGACCUCUUUUGUGUACAUCUUCUUCAACAUACUCAUCACAGCGAUCGCGGUAGUGUUCUACGUGUUCCAGUACAACAACAGCUUCACCGAGGCUCAUCCCUUCUAUCCGGAGCUGAGCGCCCUUACCGUCAUAUACGAUCGCGCCAUCUCCGUGCAGGAGUCGGACCCGACUCUGCAGCGGCUCAUUCCCGCCCUAUCGUACACGGUGAUCUUCAUUUCGUCGCUCGUAUCGAUCGUCAUCUACAUCUACACCUCGACCCGGAUCAUCCGGAAGCACCCGAACUACACGGUGUGCCUCGCCGGGCUGGUGGUUGCCAUCGCUGGGCUGCUCUGUCCCAACUACAUCUUCCCGCGCAUCCUGGACACGCGCAUCGUCGGUGCGCUAGCCGUGUGCGCCAUGAUCUUCGAGAUCAUCCUCAUCAUCUGGGUGUACGGGUCGAAAAAUCUCUACACCGAUCUUGAGUUUUCGCUCGGCCGGCCCGUGCUGAAGGCGUGGCUGUUCAUCUGGGGCUUCAUACCGGUGCUGCUGAUGGCGCUGCUGUGCUGGUGGUCGAUCACCUACUACGACAACGAUCUGCUGAUCGAUUACUUCCCCAAGUGGCUGCCGGUCGUGUUCAGUCUGUCGGUAAUCGUGCUGCUGGCCUGCGUCGAGAUCAGCAAGCAGGUGGACUACAACAUCUUCAGCAUGAUACACGGCGCGACCAAACCUUCGAAGGACUGGGGCCCGGCCGAUCCGCUCGUCCGGCACGCCUGGAAGCAGUGGAAAUCGGUCUGCGAGGAUACGGGCGAGCGGGACUUUACGUUGCGCCGGCGCGGCACCAAGGACUACACCAACUCCAUCAAGAAGGGCCAGUACACGCACUCGCACAAGUACGGCGCCUCGUCCAACCGGAACCUUUCGACGACGGGCAGCAACUCGCCCAACUACAGCGGAUCGGUGUUUGGUGAUUCGGCCAUCGAAGAGGACAUGAGUGUGGAAAAGUACCCACACUACAACAAGCACUCCAGCACGCAGCAGCAGCAGCAGCAGCAUCACACCACGACCUUGGGUGGGCACGGAGGGUACGGGCUGGAUACGCCACCGCCGCUUCCACCGCUUCCCCUGACCGAAACGACGGACGACAGUUCGCCCCGCAUAUCGGCCAGCUCGCGCAAGUCUUCCCGCGCGACGGAUCACACCAAGCGGACGCCCAGCGAACGCAGCGGGGCCGACUUGCUGCCCAACUCGCGCAAAACGUCCGACAACAGCUUUUCCUCCCGCAUCGACAUCAUGCCGCGGGAUGAGGAAGCGACCGGGUUCGCUCGGAGCACGGCCAUUGUGCGCAAUCCACUCGCCAAGGGCAACCAAAGCCACCAGCAGGUCCAUGGGCGCCACUACCAUCCGCACGGUGGCAUGGUGCCAGUGCACGGUGCCAAACAGAAUGCCGUCUCGUACCAUCAGGACGGACCGAGAACUGCCGUCGGUGGGCCGGCUAACGAUGGCGACCGGCUACAGGGUGGCUACAAUCGGGACAUCUUCAUCAGUAAUGGACAUGCGCCGACCAGCGGAGGUGCGGCUGGUGGCGAUCACAUCUGCUGGCGAAAGUUUUCCAUCAACUCGGAGGAAUACUCGACGGAGCUGUAAGCAGGGGAGGUUGGCGCCUGUUAAUAGAAUAUUGUUACACUUUUCGUUUUCGUUCCGUAUCUUUCUGUUUGCAUGCGUUUGCAACGUUGCAGUUUUGUACAUACUGUUAGACACAAGUGCUAAGACAAGGGUAUGGGAGGGACAUAGAAAAAAAAAACACUUUGCCGCUACGAUUACACACCCGAUCGUGGUGUGUAUAUGUGUUCCGAACUGGUUUGGCCGGUGGCAAAGGACUGAUUUCAUGGGGACGCGUGUGUGUUUAUGUUUGUUCAUUCGAAGAGGGUAGGGUUUUGGGAGAAAGCAGGACCUAACCGGUGUCCGGUUCAUCGGUUUAUAUUAUUUAUUCGAAUAGCAAAAG
Anopheles merus is the source of this 4345-nucleotide messenger RNA. It is a transcript of the gene blot, whose product is annotated as sodium- and chloride-dependent neutral and basic amino acid transporter B(0+). The record is from RefSeq and is a predicted model, not a curated record. The coding region runs from base 1480 to 3987 and encodes 835 amino acids. The transcript is spliced from 8 exons. Gene Ontology annotation, cellular component: membrane. Gene Ontology annotation, biological process: sodium ion transmembrane transport. NCBI's taxonomy places the organism in Eukaryota, Metazoa, Arthropoda, Insecta, Diptera, Culicidae.